Molecule: messenger RNA, 7722 nt
Organism: Orbicella faveolata
Lineage: Eukaryota; Metazoa; Cnidaria; Anthozoa; Scleractinia; Merulinidae
Product: mitogen-activated protein kinase kinase kinase 10-like
Biological process (GO): protein phosphorylation
Molecular function (GO): protein binding; JUN kinase kinase kinase activity; ATP binding
Source: RefSeq, a predicted model, not a curated record
AAAAUAAUAAUUCCACUUUAAAAUGAAAGCCUGUUAGAUUAACUAUUUUUGUUGUUGUUGUUGGUUUUUUUUUUCCAGUGGUUUAAAAGCAGCUUGCUAGUAAAACGACGUAUUGUGUGGGCUGAAAAUGAGAUGGCUUUUCAAAACAGCUACAAUCCAUUAGAAAGCUCUAUAUCCCAAUACAACACUUUACCCCUUCUUUCUCUCUCUCCUUGCCCUAUGCGCUGUCAGCUAUAAACAAGAAGCUCUUGUGCGGAGAUCUUGCGCGCGAACAGAGAUUCAUGAUUUGUGCAAAUCAACAGAAAGGAACUUUCUCAUCCCCAGAGCCUCCGUUUCUUUUGGUCACGUGGUGAGAAUGGGAAAAGGAGAGAAAAGAUUUUCGCCCUGUCUAAUUUGAGUUCGGUCUUCUUUCUAGCAUGGCAGUGGUUAAAAACUAUUAAACCUACCGGUACUUGAAAACUGAAGCACUUAUCUUAUCCACCUAAAAUGUAAAAUGUAAUGUUGCGUAGGGGUUACAUAUUUUAAAGAAAAACCGUUUUUGUAUUAUAGCUGCGGAAAACAGAAAAAAGUGUGCAUUACAAGACGUCGUGUUGAGUGCGUGAAGAAACUUGAAUCUCAGACCAGGCAAUCCUUUGCAAAACCAAAAAAAAAGCGGCAGUGUCCAACCUUGUGGGAAGUUGUCCUCCCUCGCAAAUUACAUUUUUCUUAGAUGGAAUCACGUAUAUGCUUAACAGUAGACAUUGCAAAAGUCUUUUUCCUAUUUGUCUGAUAUAUAUUCAAUCGUCCCACGCUUGCGCGGCCUCUGAUCUCAAGUGUACUACACUUGAGAUCAGAGCGAUUGGAAUGUCCAGUAUCGAGAAUAUGCGUGAUUCCAUCAAGUCGAACCUCUGUCCUCCCGCGCAAAUUUUGUUCCCCUCUGGGCAAUCGGAAAGAACUUACCACGUUUGUAAUGCUUUGUGGUAUUUUAAAAUUAAUAGAAUGUCGAGGAACGUCUGGGAAAAGGCUUCCACGCAGUUUCCUUUUGUAUUAAAAGUGCGGCAAUUUUAAUAGAAUGCUAUUUAUAGUCAAAGCUGGAGGCAAUAGAAAGUUCUUUUACUGAUAACGGGCGGAAAACGGAGGCGAAACUUACAUGACCUGAGCCAAUUACUAGAUAAAUUGAUUUCCGACUGUAUCGUGAAAAAUUGUACAAUACUUCUCAAUGUUUAUUGUCCAAACGCCCGCAUUAAGUCGGGCACGCGCCGACUACAAUUUGCAACCGGCACUGUCUGGUCCUGUUUGUGGUAGCCCGAUAAACAGCGCAAUGUUUUGAGGCUGAGGGAAAACCCUCUUAUUUCAAAUUAGGUCCCUUCGUUUUGCAGCAAAUAAACUGAGGCGAGCUAGAACUCUUUACCGCCUGAUUGAAACGCGAAACAUUCACACGGCAUAGAUGUUGAGGAUUUAGCCGAAGGGUCGGAAACAGUCAAGAGUGAUAAGAAACAAACAGCAAUGUACAAUGCAUGUAUUAAUAUUUCCCCCCUCGUCAAGUGAGAUGAUAGUAUAAAGUACAAUCUUUCAAUUAGAGUGUCAUAGUUUGGAUAUGGAGUCAUGUCUAAUUUUAGCAAUGACUCGGUGGAAAGAUAGUUAUUAUGAAGUCAGAAUUAGCUGGGGGAUUCCCCAAUACGUACACUUGUUUUUCUGGUUCACCAGCUCCGUUUCCGCCAGAUCAUAGAUUCGCUCCGUUUCUUUUUUGGAAUCAUCUGCUGAACAUCAAACCAAAAUACAGUACAGCUCCCAUGUUUUUCCGAUUUCUGUAGCGAUUGCCAAACGAUAGCUUAUAUGGCACCGUGAAGAAGUGUAAGGGUAGAAAUGGUAACAAAAUAGGAUUUAUAGGCAAAGCUAUUAUUAAAAGAAUAAACAAAGCUAAAAUAACUUUAAGAUUAUUUUAUACCCGCUCCAAAUUUAGAAUGCAAAAACGUGAAAAAAUCCAAACUUCUCCGCACUGUUGUCAAGGUAACCGGUCGAAUGUCAACUUUCUAAAGCACCGAAAGUUCAUUGCCAACCUUUGUACCAAUCAAACACCUUACGUCAGUCACGUGAUGAAAUAGUGCAACCGCGCCCGCCUCGGGACUCCUCCAUUUUGAACCAGCUUUCUUAGAAUUUUCAAAAUAUUCAGGUUGAUUGUUUAUGCGAGAUGAUUACGGACGAGUGCAGCGAUUUUCCUGCCACUUCGUUUUUAAAAUCCUACUGGAGUCUCUGAUAUUAUACACAGAUAUAUAGAAGAAGGUACAGAGUAUAAUAUCUGUAAACGGUUUGUUCUGAGCCGAUGCAAAUGCCUAGUGUUACGCGACUGCAAAACGAAGGGAUGGAAACAUUUACGGGGAGAAAUUCUCCGUUGACGAAGCUCUUAAGCGGCGACUUUUGCACAACGUUAUAUGACUACGAUGCUGUAGAUGACGACGAACUAACAUUCAGAGCAAGCGAUCGCAUUGAAAUUUUAUCGAAGGAUCCCGAAGUUAGCGGCGAUGACGGGUGGUGGGUAGGGCGAGUGGAAGGACAAGCACGAAUUGGCUUGUUUCCUUCGAACUAUAUCACGACAGAUGCCAAAAGGACAAGUUUGAGCGAACCACUGGAGAUUGAUUUCGAUGAAAUCGACCUGAUAGAUGUGAUCGGUGUCGGAGCGUUCGGCAAAGUGUAUCGCGCUGUUUGGAAUGAUCAGGAAGUUGCCGUGAAAGUCGCUCGCACCGAAAACUACCAAGACUACAGCGAAAUCGUCGAGGAUGUCACGAAAGAAGCCAAACUGUUUUCCAUUUUCAGACAUCGUAAUAUUGUUGGUUUAUUUGGUGUUUGUUUAAAGGAACCCAACUUUUGUUUGGUUCUAGAAUAUGCUCGCGGCGGUGCGCUCUCGCGUGUUCUAAGCACUCAUGGCCGAACUAUACCUCCAUCUGUUCUGCUGGACUGGGCUAUCCAGAUUGCUCGUGGUAUGUAUUACCUACAUAAUGAAGCGCCACUGAGCAUUAUCCACAGAGAUCUCAAGUCUGGAAACAUUUUACUCCUGAAUAAAAUUGAAGAUGGCAACUUUGAAAAUGUGUUGAAAAUAACAGACUUUGGACUGGCCAGAGAAAUAGUGACUACAACACGAAUGAGUGCAGCAGGGACAUAUGCCUGGAUGGCACCAGAAGUUAUCAGAACUAACACGUUUUCUAAAGCUAGUGAUGUGUGGAGUUUUGGUGUAGUUUUGUGGGAACUGCUGACGGGACAAGUACCAUACAGGGAUGUAGAAGCUCUGGCUGUAGCUUAUGGUGUGGCAAUGAACAGCUUGACUUUGCCAAUACCUAGCACAUGUCCUGACUUUUUCAAAGACUUAAUGAAAGAUUGUUGGCAGCAGGAUCCCCACAAGCGACCUUCCUUUCAGGGAAUUUUGGAAGAUCUGGAGGAAAUCUCAGAUUCUUCAUUUGCACAAGAUGAUCAGAAUUCAUUCCGCACACUGCAGGAGGGGUGGCAAACAGAAAUUGAACAGAUAUUUGAUGAACUGCGAGAGAAGGAGAAGGAACUGUCAUCUCGAGAGGAUGAACUCAGACAGAUACAGAUGGCACAAGAGGUACAUGCCGAGAGUUUGAAAAAGAGAGAAGAAGAGCUGGCUCAAAGGGAAAUGCUGCUUCUUGGAAGAGAGAUCAGCAUGCUAAUACAGCAACAAAAACUGCUGAAACCUUCCCCAAAAAAGCGGAAAGGACAUUUUUUCAAGCUGAGGUUUGGGAGUGGAAGAAAAAUCAGUGCUCCAACAGGGUUCCAGCACAGGUUUACCAUCACGUCAGAUAUCUUUGACUCAAACCCAGCGCUAGCAGAAGGCGUCAGUACUCCAACACCGCCAUCACCAGCUGUACAUCAGAGAUUCAGACUUUUGUCAUUUGAUGAAGCUGGCGAGGUUCCUGUGAGUCCCCCGGAUAAGAACCAAAAGAUUCGUACCUGGGGACCCAGCUCUGUGCAUCAACGAGACCGAGAGAAAAGCAGAAGGGUGAAAGCAAAGGAUCGCUUUAUGGCUGAGAGGUGUAAUUCUGUGCCAAACCUGGGGACACAGGUUAAUCAAAAUGGUGGUGUUAAUGGUAAAUACGUAACAGCAGAUAACAGUCCCGUGUCUACACCAAAGUCGUCUCAGAAAACAAAAUCGAAGCACCGCUGCGAGGUGGCUGUGUGUAGCGUAGGUAUAAUGGCAGCCGUGGUCGCGCUGGGAGCCGAUUUGGGGCAGUCUGCAAAAGAUCUUCGUCCUGAUUUGCUGAGAAUGUCUUCCAAAUCAGACAAGCACAAAUCACCAAAUUCCAAACGGCGGCACGACGUUGGGAAUUCGAACCGACGGUCUUGGUUUAGUUCUGUUUCAAAUGAAGAUACCGCUGUUAACUCAGAUUCGACAACACCCGUAGCGAGCCCGCGGGAUUUGGAAUUCACGGGUAACCACCCGCCAUCGGACAUUGGUCUUCUUCGAGGCCCAAAUAAACGGCCUCUUUCAACUCCAGUUUUGCUGAAGGCGACUUUUUAUCACGAGAGUCAACCACCUUCUACCUACGUUGAACCGGACUCGAGACAACGAUCCUCAUCUACGACAUCUUCUGUUACAUUAUCGCCCGAACUGGGUAAUAAGGUACUUAUUGACUUGACAAGUGGACGGCGUGAUCGUAGGUCAAAGUCUAUGGACUCGAGUGAACUCGACAGAAUAAACAUUUCAAACGAAAGUUUUUCUUCGGAUGACUUUUCCGGCAAAACCGUUGUGAACUGCAAUCGUUAUUCGCAGGAAUUGCAAGACUUGGACAUUUUUAAAAUCCCACCCCCUCCCUUCUCGCCAAGAGGGACGAGCUCCCCCAGGCCGGACUGUAACAGCACGGACGGUGGCCCCACUGCGAAGUUUAAUUUUCAAGUGGGGGAGGUGAAGGGAGCCGCUAGGCCUCGCCCCAGGCCCUGGCAGGACAGUCUUAGUCCCUCACCUUCGUCUUCGGAUCAAAGUCCAACAAGCGAACAAGAUAAGUUGACACUGUUGGACGUGCACAUGGAGGGAGAGUCACAUGAUACGACCCAGCCAUUGCUGAAGUCCGAUACGGUCAUAAGGGUGCCAACGUGCGAGGAACUUGAAAAGGAAUUUGGUACCAGUUAAUACAUUUAACUAGUCCUUAAUAUAGAGAAUUAUUUGAAUGUAGUCAUGUUACGGCAAACCAGCGUCAUUUUACGGUAAUCUUCGCAAGCGCACCUGUUGAGUGCGCGAUUCUUGUUGUCCAAUCAUAUUACUCAAACUAACUUGUAAGUCCUUUCAAGUAUGCCCCGUGACCUUGUCAUUAGUAAUCGUCACGUUUAUAAGCAACCGCUCUUAGAUAAAAGAGUUUGUACACUUGUAAAGCAAUGUUCAGUGUGACACAAACUGGAAAUCAGAGAAUUUUACCCACGACCUGUUUAUCUAACGGCGAUCUAAUCAUGAGUUUGUGGGCUCGAAAUCCGCCGGGUAUCUUAAGUUUUUUGUUUGCCCCGUUUUCUAGUCUAGUCAUUUCCAGCACUCAAAGUAACUACAGAGUUAAUUCUCUGGUCUCCAGUGUUCUCACAUAAACUGAAGACGCAACUAAAAACCGCAGCUGUUUUAUUUUUAUUUAUUUAUUUUUUAAUGAAGAGGGGUGCAUUUUCUUGUCAACUCUGAAAAGUGAGGUCACGGAAAAAGUAAACUGGUCGCCCAAGCCGGGAAAAUUAAUCAUUCUGACCUUGUCAACGGAGAGAAAUCUGGCGCAGCUAACACUGUGCAAGUCCUCGACGAGAAGAAUAUCUGCCAGCAAUGUAGAGGACUGAAUUUGUGUCAAAUUUAGCUUGUGUUCAGACUAAAAUUGAAAGGGAGAAUUGGUUUUGAGGUAAGUCGGACGAGAGAAGACGCUGGAGAAACCUUAAACACGCUUUAAGCCAAAAUAAGUUAGUACUUCAUUUUUAGAGUUUUCUUUAAAAUGCGCCCCAAAUAUGACUAAUUCGAUAACGUGCCAGCUCCUCUGCAAGCUCCGAAUAUUACAUUAAUUCUGAUAGUUAGCGUCAUUCUUUUCAUUUUGUAUUGCCGUAAUGAUUCGAUGCAGCGUCCUCCUUCCAAUAAGCGCCCCCCUUUGUGAUGAGCGCUCCUCACUGAGUGCUGUUCUUUUAAAUAAGCGCCCUUAUUCCGAUAAGAGUCCCCUUCCAAUGAUCGCCCCUAUAUCGAAAGUGAAUUUAAGACAUUGACAUGGAAUAGACUGAUUAGAUGGAUGAAUUAUGAAGUCUGCUUUCUGAUCUGAACGUAAUAUUGAACUUUAUAACUAUCAGCCUCAGUAAAGUUCUUGAGUCAAAGUAUCUGUUGUUUUUCAUUAAAGAAUUAAACAACAUUCAGAUGGAAAUGUCCAAAAAAUAGGCGAUUCCAGUAAGCGCCCCCAGUAAGUUCCCCAAGUAAGCGUAACCAUCUCCAGCAAGCGCCUUCUCUCCACUAAGCGCCCUCUCUUAAGGUACCAAAAGUAAAUGAGCGUACCGAGCGCUGAAUCGAAUCAUUACGGUGGCACGUCAGAAAAAUCUCCCCUAGUUGCUAAUUUUCUUCUUGACCAUCAACGUCACAGUACAACGGCGGCGUUGAUAGGAGAAUUUCCAUGUUCACUUUCAACAUUAGUGCAGCUUUAAUUAAUCAUAGGGCUGAUUGCGACUUCACCAUCCAUUUUCAGUGUCAAUGUCGGUAAUGGAAUUCACGUUCCUUGAGAUUGGAAAUUCUCUGCUAAAUUUAACUACUCAAAAGCUUUAGCUGAGGGAAAAUCGUCAGAUAUUUGUAAGAUCGUUUGCUCACUCUCAAAUGUUAGCCUCAGACAUCUAAAAGGCGGUGAUCGUCAUCGAGUCCAUGGGCUAGGUCGCGCUAUUUGAAUAUAUUGUGGUCAUACAGUGGACUGAAAACGGUAACAAAUUAGCAAAAUUACCCCAAAACAGUGACAUAUGAAUUAGUCUGCCGUUUGUGUGAAAGUGCACGAGUCGUGAUAUACCGAAAAUUAUUUAUUAAUGCUUAUGUUUUCAUAGCUCUUGAUUGAGUAAAAGAUGCAGAUAGUCGCCAGUAAUAGUGUGACUUAGCCCUUUUAAUAUCACAAUUGAAUUUUAUGUUAAUUUACGACUCUUGUACAUGAAUAAUGCUUUCAGUUAGCAAAUGCUUCGCCACUCGAUUUGAAUACUCCUAAGAUGAAAUCAUUUUAAUACACAACCUAAAUAGAACGCACUUGGUGUUUCGUAACCACUCAUAAAGAACCUCCAGUGACGUCAACUUUUUAGUUUAAGUCUGUACUUUGUAAGAAUUAUACAAAUUAUUUACCUGAAUACUUGCGAAUGGAUUUCACUUCUCAAAGCGAACCCUUACGAAUAAUUUGAUUUCUGCUUUUUGUAUCAAACAAGUGAUUCUAAGAAUAGAAACGUUAUGAUAUUCAAAUGAAAUUUUUUGGCCAGGAAAAUGACUUUCUUGUACAAAUUGUUUUCCCCAUUGUACAAUACGCUAUCGAUCAUCAAGUCUGUUUUCUCCGGGUGAGAAAUUGUCACAAAUUUACCGCAAUUUAUUGUUUUGUCAGACGUGUACUUCAAGGUUUUAAGAGGCAAGCUCGGAGCUCUCUUUCGUCAAAAGAGCGCCCGUGAUUUAAUAGUUGUAUACGCAAAAAAAAGACGACUAAUAUAUUUAGCGCAGAGGAAUGAAUGUUCUUAUGGAACAUCGUUUAAUAAAGAAACGGAAAAUAACUUGAA